Messenger RNA from Ectocarpus siliculosus, 1998 nucleotides. The record is from the annotation of a GenBank genome assembly. Lineage: Eukaryota; Phaeophyceae; Ectocarpales; Ectocarpaceae.
AUUGCUUGAUGCCAAUUCACAAUCGGUGUGCAGACAAACAUGGACUCCGCUACCUUUCGAGCGAGGUUUAUUGCACCAAUAGUCCUCUCGCUGCUAUCGGCAUGCAAUAAGCACCGAUGCCUAGCGUUCGUUUCUCCGCGACUCGCAUCUGGGGUGCUGUCAUCAUGGGAUGAUGUACCGAGUGCGGUUGCCUCUCCGUCGUCUCUGCUCUGCCGAGGAAUCUCUUUCCCAACACGGCAUCAACGGCGACAGCGUUCGUUACUGCGCACGGCUGCUGAAGGUGAUGAUGGUGGGGCGGGGGGCAAUGGUGGGAGUGGGGGUGGGGAUGCAAAAGCAGGAACAGGAGCAGGAGCGGGCAUGGGUUUGGACGGAGAGUGGCAGGUCAAAUCAGGGGAGGGCAAGAGGGCGAGGCGGGGGGCGGGUAGCGAUGGCUUUGGUUCCGUGCCGGGGCAGCUUCCGGAGAAGACGCGGGACGGGCAAGACUGGGCAGAGUGGGCGAGGGAAUGGCGCGAGGACCCUGACGGCAAGGCCGACCGACUAGUGAGCCAGUGGGAUGCCGAAGCCAAGGCGAAUGAGGGUGGAGGCUCACAGGACGGGAGAUCCAAGAAGCGCAAGGCUAAGAAAAAGAAGAAGGGCAAAGCCGGCCCGUCGCGUGGAGUGGUCGGCAGUGGCUUCGGUGGUCCCGUGCGGCAGACGAAGAGCGUCCCGAAGGGGCUGGUGGUGUCUGAGACGGGAGGGGGCAAGGGGGACGUCGUGGAUUGGAGCAAGGGCCAACAGCUCAGGGAGACGGAUCGCAAGGAAAACAUGGUGGCCGACUGGCAGCAGAACGCCAAGAAUUUGGAAAGCCUAGACCCGUCUGACAGAGAAAAACUCGCCGAGCAGCUCCGAACGGCACUGGGCAAGAAGAAGCAUAAGCAGGAAAAGAAAACGAAAGCGAAACCAAGUGAUCGUGGCGAAAGCAAAGGCUUUUCCACGACCGCUACCACGACGGGGGGUGCGGAUACAGCGGCGAUCAAAGGUCGGGGUGACGGUCGUGGGGCCUUGGCUUCCGCUGCCGCUGCUGCCGGCGCCUUGGCGGCGGAAGAUGUUGCGGGUGUCUCCGUCUUUCCUUCGGCGGCCGAGGGCAGCAACGGGGCCAUGGAACAACUUGGUUCUGACGGGGAGUGUGAGGGUGGCGAGAGCAAAGGGGCAGAAGGAAAGAGCGUGUCGGCCGGUGGUGGUGGCGAAGGUCGGGGAAAGGCAGAACCGUUGUUGGUGGACGCGGGCGUCGAGGGCGACCCCGGAAAGACAACCGUUGCCGGCAGCAGUGGCGGCGUCCUGGUGCUCCCGGUCGCUGGUGCAGCCGUUGAGGGAAGCGAUUCACCUCUGGAUGGACAACAGUUAGCCUCGCCCGGGGCAGACGGAAUCGAGAAAAAUAGCGAUGGUGUUACCCUGGAGAGGGUGAUGGGCUUCGGAAAAGGUGUGGCGGUUGUCGAGGCUGCUACCGAUGAUGGCGUUUGUAACGACGCUGGGGGUGUGUCUGCGGUCGGCUCUACGGGAGAGUCAUCAAGAGAUCCCUCAGACGAGGGCGAACUCUCACGGGCCUUGAGUUUCGGGAAAGGGAUUUCUCUGCCUUCGGAGGAGGAAGCGGCAGAGGGUGAUGAUGGCGAGAAGAAAACGCCAGUUGCAGCGAGCGAAACGCCAGGGAGUGGUGGCGAGGAUGACCGACUACUGCGUGGCUUCGGGAGGGGGGUAGCCUUUCCUGCGAAGCCUGAUGAUGGCGGAAUGUAGAACAUGACCAUUUCUGUGACGUGCGUGUGAUGUUGAACCGUCGGUGCUUGAUAGGCGUCGGAGGAGUGAGCAGCAUCAGUAAGGACAAAGCUUAUCGUAUGAUAUGCAGCAGAUGUGCGGUGUUUUCGUCAAGGGGUAGUUAGCUGGGAAUUAUCGGCAAUCUCCGACACACGCGGCCGAUGGACGGAAGCUGUCUCUACCGAUGAGUUACUAAAGUGUAUCGUUCUG